Seminavis robusta is the source of this 888-nucleotide messenger RNA. The record is from the annotation of a GenBank genome assembly. NCBI's taxonomy places the organism in Eukaryota, Bacillariophyta, Bacillariophyceae, Naviculales, Naviculaceae.
AUGGAUCAAGAACAAGACGACUUGUUUCGUUGUGCCAUUUGCGGAGUGACCGAGACGGACGCCUCCAAUCUGUCCUCUCAGAAUGCCCUUCAGACGAAUGCCACGGUCCGAUGUGGACACAAGUUCUGCAAUUCCUGUAUCGAGCGUGAAUUGAGUCGAAAGAGGGAAUUCCCUUGUCCCAUUUGUCGCACACGAGUCAAACGCGUGACACUCUCGUAUCGUUCGUUGGACGAUGUCUUGUGCGAAAAAGACACGGAUUGGAGACGAAGGGUCAUGAAGGUAUUCAACAAGAGUCAAGCCGAUUUUCCAACGCUGCUCGAAUACAACAAUUAUCUAGAAGAAAAGGAAGACAUUGUCUUUUCCAUUGUCAAUGAAGAACCCAAUGCCGAAGAAGCCAAAGACAAAAUCAGAGCGUAUGAAGAAGAACACAAGGCACUCAUUGUGCUCCGACAAUCCCAACGCGCCGACGAAGAACGAUCCAUUCAAGAUCGGAUUGCCGCCGAACAACGAGAAAUGGAACGCAAAAAACGAGAAUUAAAAGAAGAAGAAAAACUCAUUGCCAUGACCAAACGCAAAUACAAACAAGAAGCAACCGAAGUACUCUUGGGAGAACGCGAAGAAGUCUCGGCCGAAUUGGUACAAGCCCAAAUGAUGGGAUAUCGCAAUGAACUCAAACGACAAUCGCAAGGCGCCAAGGCAACUCAGUUUGUCUCGCCCAAAGUACGAGAACCCAAGGGGGGAUUCUUGCCCAAAGAACCCAAACAGGAUCGAGAAUUUCAUCGCAAACGACAAGCCGCCGGUGGCGGCAUUCGCAGUGGCAGUAUUGCGCCGCAUGAAAAGAAUUGGAAUGAGACCGAGGCGUCUCUCUUUGCCACGUGUGUGCAAUAA